UAAUUUAACAAUAGGGGUUAUCAUUAUUGAAAUUUCUGCUUCUCCCAACUAUAGCUAUGGUUAUAGUACGGUUAUAGCAAUUGUCCAAAACUAACUGAUAGACUUCAAUGAAAUCUUUCCCUUGACAGGUGUCAGCCUUGGAGAGCCAAAAUGCGCCUCUUGUGGGUGAUCCCUCUGUUAGUAGAGGCCCACAACAAAUCCUUCCUGCACCACUGCGCCACAGACUGCAACUGUCAGGAAGAGCUCAGGACCGCCAACUGUUCCCAAGCCUUCCUCCGCCUCCUGCCCAGUCAGCUACCCCCCUACACCGAGCACCUGGACCUCUCUCAGAACCAGCUGACCCACAUCCCUAGAAGAGCCUUCCAGACCACGCGGCGCCUCAAGACUCUGUUCCUGAACGACAACAACAUCAGCAGCGUCGCCGACGGAGCCUUCUCGCCUCUCGAGGGCCUGCUGAAGCUGGACCUGAGCCGCAACCGCAUCGCCGCCCUGGGCGAGGGCUUCACGCUGGGCAUGGGCUGCCUGAAGGAGCUGCUGCUGUCGGAGAACAGGCUGGUCUCGCUGGACACCCACAGCUUCCAGCACCUGGACGGCCUGCUGCGGCUCAACCUCAGCCACAACGCCAUCCACCUGGUGCAGGUGAGAGCGUUCGGCUGCAUGGGCACGCUGAGGCGGCUCUACCUGGACAGCAACCGCAUCUGGUCGCUCGACAACGGCGUCUUCACCACGCUCAAGUCCCUGGAGGUGCUGCACCUGCAGCGCAAUAACAUCAGCCUCAUAGAGAUCGGCGCGCUCACGCCUCUGACCAGCCUGGCGCUGCUCAACCUGGCCUGCAAUCAGCUGACCAGCAUCCACUUCAAGACCUUCCUGAGUCUGCACACCUACAGCACGCACAUCCUCUUAGAGAACAACCCCUGGCACUGCGACUGCGACCUACAGAGAGUGUUUCGGAAGCUGCACAGCAUCCGACGCCUCUUCCUGGACGACUACCACAACCUGAGGUGCACAGAGCCUCCUGAGCUGCAGGGCUACGGGCUGACGGAGGUCGACGCCGAGCUCUGCAUCGCCGAGAUGGUCACGGUCCUCAUCAUCACGGUCGCCGUGGUGAUCACCGUGGUGGCGGCUCUCGUCAUGGCACAGAGGAGGAGACGGAAAAAGGAGAAGCACUGGACGGAUGGGGCUAGUGAGCUGUCCUAUGACUAGUCCUACUAUGUGACCUUUGAACCACAGCUUUGAACUCUCACCUACCCAGCGACCCCAAGAGCUAACAUGAACACUGCCAUGGCCUUUCGUCAGUACAAAGGUUAAAGUACACGUUAAAAGUUAAAGGUUAGAGUACACGUUAAGAGACUCUCUGGCGAACAGUCACUUCUGAACUACGGUGACUAGUCUUAGCAGAGUGUCUUCAGUGUACCUGUUCCCCCUAUAGGCUUUUUGAACUAUGUGCAUUAGGGGUCGAAACUUAAACUUUGAUCAGACAUUUUAGAUCACAUAAUACAAGGCCAUUAGAAGCCCUUGAUGAUAAAAUGCAAUCAUUUAUUUAGAUAAUUUAAUUUAGAAUGUAAUUUCUUUUCCACCCACUGUAGAAAGUGAAGCCUAGUGACUGAUGUUGAAGAUUGAUGAAAAGUUAUGACACACUGUUAUGAGAAUAGUUAAUAAACUGAAACUACGCAUCAUUCAGUUCCACAGGAUGAACCGCCAAAAGAUUGAAGCCUGCAUAUUGCUGCAAUCUGUUAAUACUUCAGCACUUAAGGAUCAUGUGCAAUUCUGGAAAUGGAACCGUUGGAGCAUUAAUGACUUCACAAAUUAUCAUAAUUAUCCAUGGC
Messenger RNA from Clupea harengus (Atlantic herring), 1826 nucleotides. Its product is annotated as trophoblast glycoprotein. Lineage: Eukaryota; Metazoa; Chordata; Actinopteri; Clupeiformes; Clupeidae. The transcript has a single exon. Bases 151 to 1203 code for a protein of 350 amino acids. Gene Ontology annotation, cellular component: plasma membrane. The record is from RefSeq and is a predicted model, not a curated record. Gene Ontology annotation, molecular function: protein binding.